UAUAAUCUCUCCACUGUGUCCUGGGUCUGCACCAUCUGAUCCCACAGUAUUUGGGGCCAUUGCUGCCUGCCUGUUCAUCAGAAGUCUUAUAUUUCCACUAGGUGGCAGGCGGAGUCAGAGCAUGCUGGUGUUUUCACUAGAUUGUCUUCAUCAGUCUUUCUCCUCAGAAAGAGAAAGGGUUAGAGAGGGAGUUAGAGAGCGAGAGAGAAUGGAAAACACAAGGAAAGUUUUGCAAAGACAUCAAGGGUUUGUGGAUCUUUCUGCUGCAUGGUCUUGACAUAAACAGAAAGCAGCACCAGAAAGAGGUUGUGGAGCUCCUCUCAUCUUUGUGCACAUUGUGUUGGACCCAGUAUUGACAAGGUGCCAUCAACACCACUUCUUUGACUCAACCCUCCUCAAACAAAGUUAUCCUCACAUCUCUCCUGAGGAUUACUUAUUUUUUUCCUGCUGAAAUCAUCUCUGGAGGAUUGGAAGAAAAAUCUGCAAGGGGGAUCAAGCUUUUUCUAAACACUUUCUUUAAUCUGAGUUGGUGGCCUCUGUCGUGUAGUUUACUGAGGGUUUCUUUAGCUGGAAUAAUGUCUCUGUGCUGGAGCAGAAGCCUCUGGUUUCCAGUGGUGUUUGGUGCCACGCUGGUUGUUCUCACCACUGUUAAUGCUGGACCAAACCAGGACAAGACGAAGGUUCGGUCAUCAUCAUGCUUUGGGGGCUUUGAUCUCUACUUUGUUUUGGACAAAUCUGGGAGUGUACAGAACCACUGGAAUGAAAUCUACCAGUUUGUUGAACAUCUAGCACAUAAAUUCAUAAGCCCUCAGUUGCGGAUGUCCUUCAUCGUUUUCUCCACUGAAGGACGGAUCUUGAUGAAGCUAACAGAAGACAGGGAACGUAUCCGUAAAGGUCUAGAAGAGCUCCAUGCAGUCCGUCCAGGGGGAGACACCUUCAUGCAUGAGGGCAUUAUGAGGGCCAGUGAGCAGAUAUACUAUGGGAACACAGAAGGCUAUCGCACUGCCAGUGUUAUCAUAGCUCUGACAGAUGGAGAACUGCAUGAGGACCUUUUCUACUAUGCAGAGAUGGAGGCCAAUCGCUCCAGAAGUCUGGGUGCCUCAGUUUACUGCGUAGGGGUGAAGGACUUCAAUGAGACACAGCUGGCAAAUAUUGCUGAUAGUAAAGACCACGUCUUCCCUGUGAAUGAUGGAUUUGAGGCUUUGCAAGGAGUCAUCGAUUCAAUCUUGAAGAAGUCCUGCAUCGAGAUCCUGGCAGCAGAGCCCUCCAGUAUCUGUGCAGGAGAGUCCUUUCAGGUGGUGGUGAGAGGAAAUGGAUUCCUCCAUGCUCGCAAUGUUGACAAGGUCUUAUGCAGCUUCCGGAUAAAUGACACCUUAACUAAGACGGUGAAGCCUUUGAUUGUGGAGGACACAUACCUCCUCUGUCCUGCCCCAGUGCUUCAGGAGGAGGGGAUGGCAGCAAAUCUCUACGUCAGUAUGAACGAAGGCCUCAGUUUCAUCUCCAGUUCAGUCACCAUUACCACUGUGAGCUGUUCUGACGGGACUAUCCUGGCCAUAGCUUUGCUCAUCCUCAUGCUUCUCCUGAUCUUGGCAGUCCUCUGGUGGUUCUGGCCUCUCUGCUGUACCGUGAUCAUCCACGAACCCCCGCCACCAGCUGUGGACGAGAGCUCGGAUGAUGAAGACUGUGACGUUCCUAAGAAGAAAUGGCCAACAGUAGAUGCCUCCUACUAUGGUGGAAGAGGAGUAGGGGGAAUCAAAAGGAUGGAGGUUCGCUGGGGUGAGAAAGGCUCCACUGAAGAAGGAGCAAAGCUAGAAAAAGCAAAAAAUGCCAAAGUGAAGAUGCCUGACCAGGAGUACAUGCCAUCUCACACUCGGGUUCUCAACAAUGGCAUGCAGAAACCCCCAGAGCCACGCAAGUGGUACUCACCCAUCAAGAGCAAACUGGAAGCACUGUGGGUGCUUCUGAGAAAAGGCUACGACCGUGUGUCUGUAAUGAGACCCCAUCCAGGUGACAAGGGCAAAUGCAUGAACUUCACAAGGACAAAAUCUCCUUCUCCUUGCUACCCACACUUCAACCAUCACCCAUCUCCCAUCUACAACCCUCCCAGCAGGAGUCCUCCUCCACUGCAGGACACACUGCCUCCAACUCCCAACAACCUGCUAUCAUUUUCCUUCUCCACACCUCCAUCGCUGCCGCCAACUCCUCCUCCCAUUCCCACCACUCCUUCACCACCCAUCACCCCUCCCCCUUACACGCCACCUCCCAACCGGGCUCUUCCUCCGACCACCCUGCACAUACCUGCUUCCCCGGUGCACGUGCCCACCCCUUCCCCCUGCGGCUCCCCGACCGGCCCGCUGCCUCCUCCUCCACAGGGACCUCCCCCCGGACGAGCCCCUCCACCCGCCCGCCCGCCACCUCGCCCUGGCCUGUAGAGUUCUGGCGAUGGGCACGAGAACUGCAGAGUCACCAAGGUGACAGAGGCAACAAUGAGUGCCAUCAGCUUUCAGCUUGUAACCAUGGUUGAUUGAUUCUGCAAGCGCGGACAUGUCAGUGCCUUGUGCCAUGCUCAACAAGCUGUGGCGUUUUUGCCUCGUGAAGAGGAGAAGUGAAGACUUUUUUCAGCUAUUUGUCUACAGUGACAUUUGUACACAUUUAGCCUAACAGUGCAAUUACUCAGAUGCUUGAAACACACUCCACAGACAUUUCGCAUAAAUGAGGUCAUGCAGACUGGCUCAAAAAGAUUUGAGUCCACAGUCCUGGCCUUGUUGACCCCACUAUGAGCACACAAAAUUGGAUGAAUCCUGAGGCAGGGAAGCAGGGAAACAACAAGUUCUACUAAUGCCUAUGCACAAAAGCUCUUAAGCAGAAGUGCAGCUGUGCUCAAAAUGGUCUUUACAAUAAAAUACAUGCUUGUUUGUUUUGGAAUUCUUGAAUGUUAAGCAAUUGCAUGCAGUGCUUGAGGGAAAAUCCUUUUUAAUUUUUGUAAUGUUUUAUUACUUGUAAGGUACUUUUCUAAAUGUUAAAUGUGUUUUUCUCAUCUUUUUACAGUCCCUUCUUCAUAAAAGGUUGGCACACUGUUUAAAAGUCAGUGAUUUGCAAAUGAUUUAAACCCUACAACUAAUUCAUGAAAGCAUAAGCCCAAAAUAUUUACUUUGAAAUUUGAUUUUUAGGCAGUGCGGUGGUGCGGUGGUUUGCACUCACAGCUAGAAUGUCCUGGUUCAGAUCGUAUUUAGGGUCUUUACAUGUGGAGUUUGUAUGUUUUCCUUGUGUCUCCGCAAAUUUUUUCCAGAUACUUUGGCUUACUUCCACAAUCCAAAAACAAAAACGUCAAAGUGACUGGUGAUUCUGUUUGGGUGACCUGUCCUGGGUGUAUAUGGCUCUGGCCAGGACGCUACAGUGGUCCCCAGUGACCACGCACAGCAACAAGAAUAGUCAUGAACAGGUAUGGAAAGUGGAUGAAUGAAUAAAUGUUUUUAUUCUCUGCAAGCAUGGGUUAGCAAUGUUGUCUUGGAACAGGUUUUUGGUUGAAAUCCCAUCUGGAACCUUUUUCUGUGGAGUUUGCACAUUCUGCCUUUUCUUGAACGUGUUUUCUCUGAGUAGUCAGGUAAGAGCUGUGGGAAGACCGUUUGACCUGGGGAUGCUGUAGUUGGCUGUCCUGCUAAACUGACACCUCCAAAUAUUUUAACAGCACAAAAAUCCUUUCAUUUACACCUCCCAGUUACAGUUACAGGGCAUGGAUAUCGGCACAUGCCCACAUGUCAUUUCAGCAUCAGCAACAGCAUCCAUGAACCAUGAUGCAUAGCUUAU
Cololabis saira (Pacific saury) is the source of this 3807-nucleotide messenger RNA. Its product is annotated as anthrax toxin receptor 1-like. Gene Ontology annotation, molecular function: signaling receptor activity. The transcript has 18 exons. NCBI's taxonomy places the organism in Eukaryota, Metazoa, Chordata, Actinopteri, Beloniformes, Belonidae. The record is from RefSeq and is a predicted model, not a curated record. Gene Ontology annotation, cellular component: membrane. Bases 576 to 2432 code for a protein of 618 amino acids.